AUUUCUCAAAUGCGAAAAAGACCACUUAAAGAACAGAAAAUAGUCUUAUAGAAAGGUUUGUUUAACGUUCCGACGAUGAUAUAUAAAUAUAAUACGUCAACACACACAAAAAAAAAUCAUUAAUAGUUGUUUAUGUCGAAUAUGUUGCGAAUUGUAAUUUAAUGAAAACAAAAUCCAGUUGCAUUUUAAGAAGAUAUAUAAAAAAUUGAGCCAUGACGGAAUGCAUGAGAACACUGAUCCCUAAAGUCUAAGGAGAUUAGGUCAACAAAUGUAUUUUGACUUUAUUUGUAUACCUCCGAAUCAAAGUAUCCAUAAAUUAUUAUUUUAUAAUGAUGCUAGGCAACCACAAUAUAUCGUCACUAGCAUCAACAAAAUAAAACUCGAGACAUCAACAUAAUCGAAAACGUGCUCAAUUUUAUUUCUAGUUUAAAAUUAUGUGCUAUUCUGAAAAUAUUGAUUUGAUGUGUACAUGUGUUCAAUUUUUUUUUACAGUUUAGAAACAAGUAAAGGAAAUUUAAAAAAAAGAAGUAUUUGAGAAGAGAUAAGACGAAGAAAAAAAAAAGAUUAGAAGAAAAGAUUUAAGAGAUAAAGAGUAAAAGACUAAAGAGAAAAUAUCAAAAGGAAAGAAAAAAACAUCAUUUAGAAAGGAAUGAUAUCAAAUAGAUAAAGUUUAAUUAAAUUGUGUGAUAAGGUAUGGUUGCUUCCCUAAAUAGUCAUAUUUUUUGCCAUCUAUUGCAAGUUCACAUAUAUAAAUUACAUAAAAUAUUUGCUACCUACCCUACUAAAACUUAGAUAUUUUUUAUGAGUUCAAAUUAAAUCCCAUAUAUGGCCGCUAUCUGAAACACAAAAACAAAUUCAUAAACACGUGUGAGAUAUUGUAUGGAAACAUAAAAUUAUAUAGGUAGACAAAAACCAUAGAUUCAUUUCCUUUCGAACAAAAUAGGUUAUAAUAUAAACUUGUAACUAAAUAAAAUCUUAAAAGAUUGUCUUUCCAUUGAAAUACUCUUACCGUGUUGACCUUAAAUCCCCAUAUUUCAAAGUCACAUCUCCUUCCUUAUAUUACCCUAACCCCUAAACAAGAUCUACAAACACAACUGUUCUUCGUAUUUGUGUGAUCAAGAAUUCUCCAAAAUGUCUCGUCACCCGAAAAUACAUCCGGACGCCUCAUCAGCGCGACCAUCGGCUCCUCUGGUACCACGUGCUGCCUCUAGAUCAGAACAAGGAGACCCGUCCAAAAGAACAUUGACCCAACGGUCCACAUACGCACCGUUGGCUCCGCCGAGGAAGAGAGGAAGAAGCUGUUGCUGCAGGUGCGUGUGUUACACACUCUGCCUUCUCUUUCUCCUUGUUGUUGCAGUAGGCGCGACGAUUGGUAUACUCUACCUUGUACUUAAACCGAAGCUACCGGAUUACUCUAUUGACCGGCUGCAGCUCACCCAGUUUGCACUUAACCAAGACUCGAGUUUGUCCACGGCUUUUAACGUGACUAUAACCGCUAAGAAUCCGAACGAGAAGAUCGGGAUUUACUAUGAAGAUGGGAGCGAGAUUACCGUGUGGUACAACGAAACCAAACUCAGCGAGGGAUCGUUGCCAAAAUUCUAUCAGGGACAUGAAAAUACCACAGUUAUAGACGUACAAAUGUCUGGCCAAUCUCAGGAUGCAACGGGUAUAAUGUCAACAUUAGAAGAGCAGCAACAAACAACCGGGAAUAUACCAUUGAGAUUAAGAGUUGACCAGCCGGUUCGAAUCAAAUUCGGGAAGUUGAAGCUGAUGGAGGUGAGAUUCCUGGUUCGAUGUGGUGUAUUUGUGGAUAGUUUGGCUGCAAAUAAUGUUAUUAAGAUUCAAAGUAGUAGCUGCAAGUUUAGGCUCAGGCUAUAAUUCUGUUUCUUAGGUAUUCGAUUUGUCAUUUGGUAAGGUAUUGUAUUGUGUUUUCAUUUUUUGUAAUUCAUAUUUUCAUUAAACUCUCCUUUUAAGCUACACUCUUGUGUCAGACCCUUGUUAUACAAAUUACUGGUUUUUGUUACGAAUAAUUGCUUUCUAGGAAACGUAGAAAAUCAAUCUUCAUGAAACAAGAAAAAAAAAUAGAUUAAAGGAGGGGAAUCACACUUUAUGGAACUCGUUUUUGACAAAAUGGUUUAAGAUCAUUUUUCGAUAAGUUUCUGAGCGAACACGUUCAUCGGAAUAACCGGCUAUAAACUAGUGUAACCACAUAUAAAAAUCGAAGAUGGUUGAAUGAGAAAUGUAAGUUUAAAGUGGGUUACUUGUAAAGUUUAAAAUGACAUUUCUAAGAUGUCACACAUUGUAAUAUAAAAAAGAGAUAUUGGACCGAACCCGAAUUUUGAGUUUCAGAAUUUGGUAAAUGGACAUACUCGUCAAAAGAUUAUUCUUUUGUUACAAAUUCUACUUUAAAUUUUGUUGACAAAGUAAAAAUAAUAUUAAUUUUAGUUUAUGAUAUUAAUAUCAUUAUUAUAGACAAUUAAGCAUACAAAAAAUCAGUUAUGAUUUCCUUGUAAUAUGUGUUUUAAUAUUUUUCAAAAUAAUUAAUGUGAGAAUCAAUUUUCAAAUCUCCACUUUAUGGUUCUUGUUGACCAUAUGGACUAUAAAAAAGGCACCCUCUUUUCAUUCUGAAAAAAUUAAGUUGUCAACUCAUAUCAAAUCCUCCAUAUGAUAUUCUUUUAAUCUGUGUAUGAGGUUACAACACAUAAAAAGGUUUGAUAGAUUCUAUCUUUGGUGUUGGAAGAUAGAAACACUGCAAUUGUAUCAUGGGAAUAUGAGCACUAUAAAACCGUCGUACUAUAUGGUGUUUAAAGAUUUAAGGAAACAAAUUUAUCAUCUCGACUAUGCAAUUCUUCUUUAUCAGUUUAUUUCGGUGUUGUAAUUUAGAAUUAUGUUCUUAUUAUUUUUACACAUCAGUUUCUCUAUGGUUCCUACAUUUAUAACACAAAAAAUUAUGAUUCACCAAAUACACAUGAGGAGCACAUAGUAGGGUAUGUUAUAUAUUACAAGUAAAACGGAUGGAAAUACCUUGGUCAUGUUUCUCACACCCAAACGCUUUGAUUCACGAAUGUUUGAUCAGUGGUGUCACAUUUAAGAAUUAGCGAAAAGUUCAUCGGAGUAUGACGCCAAAGAUGAGCAUAGAAAAAGUUUGUUUCAGUUAUACAAAAUCUAAAGCAAAUCAUUGUUAAGAAUAAGAAAAAGAAGAAUACAAAGAAGAAGCAGUGGAGAUCAUGAAGGAAGAUAACAUUUAUAAACAUGUAGCGUAUCAGAGAAGAUGAACACUGGUUGUGAAGUAAUAUAGUAUAUCCUAUAGUUUGUAACAAAUAGAAUAUAAAUCAAAUUUCAUGUUAGUAUAGACAGUUGCAUGACAUUGUAAUUAAUGGAGUUGGAACGAGUUUGGAGGCAGAAGCAAGAGGAUUGUUAUAUGCUAAGUUGUUAGUUUUUGAUUUUAUAAUAGCAUUUGAAUACUAUUAGUUAAAAAGACUAAAAAUGCAUAGUAUUUAUUCUUAGUAAUGUACUUAUUAAUUAUAAUAUUAAAAUAAUAUAUCUAAAAUUAAUUUUACUUUUUGCGGAAAACACAAUUUUGCAGGAUUUGAUGAAAAAUUUGAUUUUGACGGAAAACACACAUUUGCGGUUUUGACAAAACAAAAUAUGACGAAAAACACACAUUUAGGUUUGAUGGGAAACUGCGAUUUUCCAGUUUUGAUAGAAAAUUGCGAUUUUCGGGUUUUGACUGGAAAAUAUAUUUUAAAAGUUUAGCGAGAAAAUGUGAUUUUAUGUUUUACAGAACAAUGUGAUUUUAGGGUUUAGGGAAAAACAUAUUUUUACGUUUUGGCGAGAAAAUACAACUUUAUGAUUUUGACGGAAAAUCUAGUUUUUGGUUUUGACAGGGAAAAUAUGAUUUUUUUGUUUCGGCGAAAAAUGUGAUUUGCCAAAUAAUAAUAUUAUAUAAAAAUCACAAUAACUAAUUUAAUUAAUUUUUAUAUUUGUAAAGUUGCUUAGACUUUUUUGGAUUUUGAAAUGCAAUUAUAUCAUUCAAACUUCAUAUUUUUGCAUCUCAAAUAUUUAGAUACAAUAGAUAUUAUAAAUAUUGCAUUUAGAUGGUGCGUUUUGAUGGUAAUAUUAUAAAUUUCCAAACGAAGAAAUUUGAAUAUUAGCAUCUAGAUUUAGACCUGGAUACAAAACGAACAAGGCAUAAACCCGGAUAGAAGAAACUAGAUAGGAGGAUACUAUUUUAAAACAAAAAGAAAAGAAAAGCAGUUGAAAAAGAAAAGAUAAAUAAAAGAAAAGCUAAGUUUGUUUAAGAAAAAAAGAAAUAAAAGAAAAGCUAAGUUUAAACCUAAAUCCCAAAUCCAAAUCAAAUCCAUGAAAGCCAUCUUGAGCAUCUCAAAUCUGUCUCUAAACCUCCAUUUCCCCUUCGAGUACUCUAAGCUAGUUUCUCGUGAUGUCUUGGUGCACGAAAUGAAUAGUUAACUUGAACAUGAAUUUGAUGCUUAAAUCCUCGUUUUUUUAAUAUAUACUAGGUGAUAACCUGCACUUUGCGCGGAAUGAAAUACCUAAAAUAAUGAUAUGUUUGCAAUUUAAAAUCAAUUAUGUAUUUGCAUAUUUUUUUCUAUGUAUAAUUCAAUAAAGCAUAGACAUGACACAAAGUAUUAAAUAAUGUUUUUUGUUGUUUUUAUUUUACUAAUUUGAUGGUGGUAGUUGUUUAAAAAUUGAGGUUAAUUUUUUGUUUAGCUAAUUUUACGUUUAUAAAAACGUAAUAUAAUUUUAAACUAUUCUGUAACAUCUAUAUAUAUAAAAAAUUGUUGGUCUCACUUCUAGGUUAUCCACGUGGAAACUCACUCCCUGACACACGUCCAUUUUGUAUGAAACGAAGCGCAUCAUUUAUUCAGAGGUAUUGUUGGCUUUAGUCGUUAUGGAUCCAGGACGUGAUGUGCUCUUUAGUUGUUAAGCAAUCUGUGAGGGGCGAGCCUUUCUCAAAGGGUUUUGGGCUUUAGUUUUUUUUUAUGUUGUAAGCGGCCGGAAGAAACAGGGUGCGUCUCUAACCCUAAUUCUAAUUACGCGAAGAAGCUUCUUCGUCUCUCCUCUUUGUUUUAAGGCUGCUUUUGAUCUUCAUCUGAUUAACGCACCCAGAUAUUUGUUCGUCGUGUUUAAUCCUCAUUAAUUCAAACACCCACAAUCUAGCCUUGAAUGCGAUCAUCCAUCGGCGAGUCAGUCUAGCUAAGACUAUAAAUAGGUACCUAUUCCUCCUCUCCAAACCAUCUUCUCUAUAUCUCUUAUCAUACUUCUCUAAUCGCUCCAUCUACCACAAACUUCCUAAUCCUCACAAGUCAGGUUUCUAUCAGAGAUUUUGAGCUCCAUUUCACGAGGCAUAAAGCUAUCGGCUUUUCCAAAAAAUUCUGUCGAUGCAGUCGCUUAUCUUCCAUCAUCAAGACAUCGUUCUAAUGUUGCACCGAAGCCGAUUGGUUUCCUCUUCAGCUCCAUCCACGUUCUCACCAGUGAAUUAUUUCCACUUUAGCUUGCUUACAGCCUCAGGAAACGUACGUUACAUAUCAUACUUCUUCUUUGGAAACCUUUUGGCUUUCACUUUUCAUGAAGUUUUCUUUGGGUCGUUGCAGUCUGACUGCUCCAAGUUACCAGAUGAUUCUUAGAGACAGACCUUAAUUGGCUUCCUCUGUUGACUGAUUUCCUCCCCUAAAUCACUAUGAAAAUAUUUCUCUAUCCAAGAUGAUCAUGUUUUAGAUGGACGCUUUGAUCUUUCGUGACCCGGAUCAUGCUUAUAUGUUUUAUAUUCCAUCGCGUUAAUUUUUUUUCUAUUUUUUUUUUCUCUCUAAAGUCUGUCCUAUAUAUAUGCACAAAGACUCUUUAUAGAUAAGAGAUUAAGUUUUUCAGUGAUUUAAGUGUUUAUAAAUAACUGAUUGUGCCUGUUUUCGUUUUUGCAGAUGGAUCUUCUUAUAAUCAAAACAAUGCUUAACGAUGAGAUUCAAGGAGAAGUAGCUUCAGAACCUUCUCUUUCUGGAAAUAGAAGAAAAAAAACUGAAAGACCAACAAGCUCUGUUCUUCCAACAAAACCAAGGUAAUUAAUUUCUCAUAGAGCAAAAGUAUGGGCAUUCUUUUAUCCAAAAAGAAGAUGACCGUGUGCAAUGCAAUAGUUGUUUCUGUAAAUUUGCGGGAACUGAAAGUAGCACUUGAAACACGUACAUCUACUCCACGUGAAAUAGCUGAGUGUAUUUUGGUUCCUUUUUGUAUUUAAUUCAACUUGAGUUCAAUAUGUGUUUGUUUAAGACUUUUAGUGCAAGUUGUUUACUCUUCUC
Brassica rapa (field mustard) is the source of this 6311-nucleotide messenger RNA. Its product is annotated as NDR1/HIN1-like protein 6. Gene Ontology annotation, biological process: defense response to other organism. Lineage: Eukaryota; Viridiplantae; Streptophyta; Magnoliopsida; Brassicales; Brassicaceae. Gene Ontology annotation, cellular component: plasma membrane. The record is from RefSeq and is a predicted model, not a curated record.